Messenger RNA from Symbiodinium pilosum, 783 nucleotides. NCBI's taxonomy places the organism in Eukaryota, Dinophyceae, Suessiales, Symbiodiniaceae. The record is from the annotation of a GenBank genome assembly.
AUGGGCUUCCGUGACGGGCAGGGUCAGAGAAGCGGUUACGGCGUGAUGCAAGUGGGAGAUGGCACAACAUAUACAGGCCAGUGGUGCGGAAGCAAGCGAGAAGGCUACGGGACCCUCUUUUUCAAAGGUGGUGUGUUUGAAGGUCAAUGGCUUCAAGGCAGCGCACAUGGCAAAGGAGCUAUUCACUUUCAAAACGGAGACACCUUUGAAGGAACAUAUGCUCAUAACAAGAAGGCUGGUCCUGGAGUCUACACGUGGGCUGAUGGCACCAAAGAGUCAGGAGAGUAUGUUGCGGGUCAGAAGGACGGUACCCACUUGUGGUGUUCUGGCAACGAGUCUUGGGAAGUUGUGUACGAGAAGGGAAGCCUGGUGGCCACACGGCGGCUGGAGAGUGGCCCAGCACAAGGUGCUGAAGCGGACGCGAAGCUGCCUCCACCUCCGCAGUCGACCCAAGCACCCGAAGAGCAAGAGAACGAAGCGCCGAGACAGGUUCCCGACAAGGCGCGGCCGCUUCCGAGGCCCACCCCACCACCGAGUCCACCGGCCAAGGCCAUGAGCCUUCCCAGCAACCGCUGCCGGUCUGACAGCGCCUUCCGAGCACAGGGCUUCACAGACGCAGAGAUCGCUCUCAUCGAGCGCCGGAGUCCACCAAGCUCACCAGCAGCGCCAGACAGCAGAGCUGCACAGCCUGGCGGCUGCAGUGCCAGAGCAUCCCGGCUGAUGAUGGAGUCUGUGCUUCGCGCUAGUUUUAGUCUUUCGCGCAAGACCUACCUGGCGCCUUGA